Molecule: messenger RNA, 2550 nt
Organism: Solanum dulcamara
Lineage: Eukaryota; Viridiplantae; Streptophyta; Magnoliopsida; Solanales; Solanaceae
Product: SAGA-associated factor 11
Exons: 4
Coding region: 1675-2202 (175 amino acids)
Cellular component (GO): DUBm complex; SAGA-type complex
Source: RefSeq, a predicted model, not a curated record
AGAUUUGGCAGGGAUUUUAAUAAAAUUUCAGAUCGAAUGUGGAACAGUCUGAUUAAAUUAAUUUUGAAUUAAGGUUUAAUUGAUUGAUUGAUGCUUGAUCAUGGUUGAGAUCCACUUUAAACUUCUAAAUUAAUCUAAAUCAAAAUCAGCUGAUGGGUUAAGUUUGUAUGAGCCGAAUCAUGUAUGUUAGUGGGCGAGUUUAAUUUGUCAAAUAAUAGUUUUUUGUUGUAGCUUAAUUGAGCUGGGGAAAAAGGGUGUCUGCCCUUGCUUUAUGUUUUUUGUAUUGAUACUAGGAUUGGUAUCUUCAAAUUUCUUGCAAAUUUAGUUGUUGGUAAUGCUCUAGUACUGCUGUUCACUAGUCAGACUGUGUGAUAAUGAUGACCAGAGGAUGUAACUCGAGAAAAUCACGAAUCCAUUUGUUCGUUAAGACUGUAUUUUCAUUUCGCAUAUAGCAUGUACAUGAUGCAAUUGCAGUUUACUGAGUACAUGACGUUAGAUAGGAGGUUAUGGAGGACACAAAUUAGGAUAGGAGGUUAGGUAAUAGAGCGUUGUCUUGCUUAUCUUUCCAUACUGAUAAUCGUAAUGUUUCUCCAGUAGUUUCUUGUCCUUCAAAUUUUGUUACUAUCUCUUGUACUUUGAUUAACACACUACUUUAUUAUAGUUGUCGUUCCUUUUUUUCCAGGAUGCUUUGUUUUAUUUUCUGUAGUAUUUUUCCAUGAUUUCUUCAUUUUAGUUAUUUCUUUUCGAUAUGUUUUGAUAUGCUUUUCCUUAAGUCGGGAGUCUAUUGGAAACAACCUCUCUACCUCCCAAGGUAGGGGUAAGGUCUGUGUACCCUCUCCCCUCCUCUAACCAGACCCCACUUGUGGGAUUACACUGAUAUGUUGUUGUUGUUGUUGUAUAUAGUGUGUAUAUAUUAAACCAAGAAGAUGACAUAGCCAGCUCAAUUUAGAAACUUCCUUUUAGGCAUAUUAACUAGAGAAAAUCGUGAAUCCAACUUGUUUGGGUCUGAGACAUAGUUGUUAUUUAUUAUUUAAUAUUUUUCUCCUAUUCUCUUCUUACAAGAUAAGGAAAGCAAGAUUGAGAUGGUUUGAACAUGUGAAGAGGAUAUGUAUAGAUGCACCAGUGAAGAGCUGUGAGGGGUUUGUUAUAGAAGGUACGAGAAGAGGCAGAAGUAGGCCAAAGAAGUAUUUGGGAGAUGUGAAAAGAUAGGAUAUAGUGCAGUUUUUGGUUACCUAGGACAUGACCUUAGAUAGGAGUGUGUGGAGGACACAUAUUAGGGUAGAAGGUUAGCCGGUAGUGUAGUAUUGUCUUGCUUAGGUGAUUGAUGUUUGCCAUGGUACUAGUUGUAUUAUUGUAGUUCUUGUUUUUUAUUAUUACCAUUGUUUUUUAUUGUUUUCUAUUCUUAGUAUUUUGUUUACUAUAUUUCGAUUAUCAUAUUAUUUUAUUAUUGUUCGCGACUCCUUUCUUGUAGACUUUGCACUGGUACCUUGUUACUUGCCAUAUUCUCUUCACUAUCUCCUUCUUAUGUGUACCUUGAAUCAUUGCACUUGAGCCGAGGUCUUUCGGAAACAACCUCUCUACCUCCACGAGGUAGUGGUAAGGUUGCAGGUUUUUUUCCUCUGUCGAACCUUUUGGUGUGGAUUUUAUUGUUCAUUCAUUUCUGAGGGAAGACUCAUGUCGGCACAAAAUGAGGAUAACAUCUCUCAACCACAGUUGUCCGCUCACAUUUUUGAUGAGCUUCUUGAUUCCAUCAUUAUUGAUGUUGCAUCCGAGUGUCACCGUGUAGCGAAACUAGGCCUUGAUCGUAAUUUAGAAGAAGAGGAGGAAGAGCUUCGGUUGUCUGCUCAAGCUCGGGCAAGGGUAGCUGAUCCUAGCAACAGUAGUGAAACAAAUGGCAAAUACGUUGUUGAUAUAUUUGGACAAACCCAUCCUCCUGUUGCAAAUGAAAUAUUUCAAUGUAUGAAUUGUGGCCGAUCUAUCAUGGCUGGGCGGUUUGCUCCUCACUUGGAGAAAUGCAUGGGAAAGGGGAGGAAGGCCCGUCUUAAGGCAACAAGAAGUAGCACUGCUCAGAACCGGUAUACACGAGGCAGUUCUGCUUCAACCUACUCCCCUUAUUCAAAUCCCACCAGCACAAGUCGAUUACCAAAUGGAAGUUCCGGCGUUUCAGGUCAUGAAUACUCUAAUGGCUCCUUAGAAGAGUAGUGAUAUGGCCUUGGAUGCAGUGCUGGAGGCUGAUUCAUCUUCAGGUGAAGGAUUGAAAUGAGAAGACAACUUGGGACUUCCCUCUGUUGUUUCAUCCCUCCCCCAUUAUCCGGGCCAUACAGAAGCAGCUGUACUGGUUUGUCAUACAAAGCAGAUGUUGCUCAUAGUAUGGUUUGAAAAUAACUGUAUGAAAACAUGGGUUUCCCCCAUGCAAAUGUUUAUAGUGCACAUUGGUGGCUUUCACAAGUCUGAGUUUAGUAGAGAUGAAUAGCAUUGUAAAGGAGAUCUCACUGUCUCAAUAUUCUAGUUGAAAGUUAAUGCCUUCAUUAUCAGUUCUAUUCUAGUACA